Messenger RNA from Capsicum annuum, 861 nucleotides. RefSeq names its product CST complex subunit STN1. The transcript has a single exon. Bases 242 to 736 code for a protein of 164 amino acids. Gene Ontology annotation, biological process: nucleotide-excision repair; DNA replication; double-strand break repair via homologous recombination. NCBI's taxonomy places the organism in Eukaryota, Viridiplantae, Streptophyta, Magnoliopsida, Solanales, Solanaceae. Gene Ontology annotation, molecular function: nucleic acid binding. The record is from RefSeq and is a predicted model, not a curated record. Gene Ontology annotation, cellular component: site of double-strand break; DNA replication factor A complex; chromosome, telomeric region.
AUUUAUCAAAGAGUUUAAGUUAUAUUCAUUGUUAGUGCACAAAAUAUACUACACUAGCAGUAAAAAUUUUUUUUUUCCAAAGUAAAAAUCUUCGUGACUCUUCUUCUUCACCUUGAUCUAGGCAUCUUGCUCCAUCUCCUGCCCCACCCCCCACAUAAAAGAAGAAAAGGGAUCUUUCUCCUCGCACUUGACACACUAGAAAGAACAGAUCAGUCGAAAUUCUUUGAUAAACACUCCCAUUAUGGAUGCUCCAAACCUUGUCAACAUACACGUAAAGCUCUUAGCCUUCGAUUUUCUCACUCUCAAACCAAUCCCCCUCGAUCCCACUUCCUUUUCUCGCAAGGGCAAGCGCCUCUCCCGUGCAGAAACAGUAGGUAUUGUAGUAACCAGAGACUUCAAACCCAGCAGAUUCCUCAAAUUCGACAUCGACGAUGGCACCGGUUGCAUCCCUUGUAUCCUAUGGCUUAACCAAGAAACUUCGCCCCACUUCUCCCGUCGUUGCCCAUCAGAUGUUCGAUUAAUUUCCCAAAUGGCCGCUGAUUUUUCGGCCCAAGUUCAGCUUGGUGUUAUUGCUCGUGUUCGUGGCAAGAUUACUAGUUACAGAGGGAGCAUUCAGAUUACUGUUUCCGAUGUUGUUAUAGAGAGGGAUCCUAAUUCUCAGAUUCUGCAUUGGCUACAUUGUUUAAGGUUGGCUCGCAAUUGUUAUGACAAAGUUGUUGUUCCUCCUACAGCCUGAGUGACUGAUCCUUUUGAUAGUCAAUAAUCAACUAAACUACUAAAAUUUUCGUUCCUUGUAUUUUCUUGAACAUUAACUGUUGUGUAAAUUGUUCAGAAUAUUAGAAACAUUCUCCAUGAAGUUAA